This is a messenger RNA of Alternaria alternata, 1218 nucleotides long. RefSeq names its product HET-domain-containing protein. The record is from RefSeq and is a predicted model, not a curated record. The transcript has 2 exons. NCBI's taxonomy places the organism in Eukaryota, Fungi, Ascomycota, Dothideomycetes, Pleosporales, Pleosporaceae. Bases 1 to 1218 code for a protein of 405 amino acids.
AUGUGUCUGGUUACGAUUGCCGGUCAAGAGAGAGCAGAAGUAGAUUACUUCGCACUAAGCUAUGUUUGGGGCGGAGGGCCGAAGGAAUUCGUCCUGACAUCAAGACGUCUUCGAAGAUACUGUCGGCAUCAAGGGCUACCAACAUUGCCCAAGACUAUAUCAGAUGCUGUCACGUUGACAAAGAAGAUGGGAAAGAGAUACUUGUGGGUCGACAGCCUCUGCAUCGUCUCGAACGAUCCACAAGACAAAGCAAUCCAGAUACCUGCAAUGACAUCAGUAUAUGGCAACGCUAUGCUUACGAUCAUCGCCGCAGCAGGCGAAGAUGCCGACCAUGGACUACCUGGACUUGGUUCGUUUCGACCAGGCCACAAGGUGGCAGAUCUCGGACGCUAUCAGAUCGUAGAGUCGUAUCUAUCCGCGUCUCAGCGGUCUAUUCAAGGAACCACUUGGGCGACUCGAGCAUGGACAUACCAAGAACUGCUAUUAUCUGGACGAUGCUUGAUUUUCCUUGAAACUCAUGUCGAGUGGCUGUGCAGAUGUACCGAGUGGUUCGAACAGUUCGAUUUUGAGCAUCCGAAUUUCAAUUUCAAGUCGACUUGGCUAGAGCCUGAGCAGCCGCUCGGGCUUUAUAUAUCUAACUACGAAGUUUUCGUUGGAGAGUACACAAGGCGCAACCUAACGUUCGAGACCGACAUCGUAGACGCCUUUGCAGGUAUCAUGGCAGCGAUUGACGACGAGUUAUUCUGGGGCAUUCCAUACUCUAGAUUCUGCCAAUUCCUGGCAUGGGUAGUGAACGUCGUGCCAUCGGCAGAUAAUCCAGAUCAGAGGAGGGAUUGUGGCUUGCCGAUACCCAGCUGGUCAUGGUUGAGCUGGCGAGGCGAAAUCGUCUUCAGCUAUGGCAAAUCUCUACUAGCAGUAUAUCGAUGGCGAAGUGGUCAACUAGAGCAGAUCUGUACCCCUCAAGUAGCAUCUCUAUUCGGAAAAUCGGAUCACAGACAAAUCUGGUACGAUGGUUCGGAUUGGACGGUUCGCGUUGGAGAUUUGCCCAGUGACGUCACGCUGAACGAAAAUCAGCUGAUCUUUUGGGCCCCGACUGUGGCCAACUCCACUCAAAAGGAACGCGAAUAUGUUAUCAUCGGUGAAAGCUUCAACGAUGAGAUGAUUGCUCUAAAAGGUACUAUGGGAAGCUUCACGAUCCUUUGCUACGAGUCUAUGUAG